GGCGGAGCUGCGGAGGAGGGGCGGGCUCGAGCCCGGGACCCUGGCCUAUUACAGUAUGCAACCUCGGGUGUCCAGGGGGCGGGAGGGAAGAGGGGAGGGCGGCGCUCGGUGAAAGGCUCAUUGAUGCGGCGGGCUGCAGAGCUCCGCCAGACGCGGACCAGGGCCGGGCCCCGCCGACCCCUCUACCUCCGGCUCCCGGGCGCUGCGCAGCCACCGCACACCAUGCACCCCCAAGGUCGCACCGCCUCCCCGCGGCUGCUGCUCGGCCUCUUCCUUGUGUCGCUGCUGCUGCUGCAGUUGCCGGCGAAGUCCAGCGCCUCCGAGAACCCCAAGGUGAAGCAAAAAGCGCUGAUCCGGCAGAGGGAGGUGGUAGACCUGUACAAUGGAAUGUGCUUACAAGGGCCAGCAGGAGUUCCUGGUCGUGAUGGGAGUCCUGGAGCCAAUGGUAUUCCUGGCACACCAGGAAUUCCAGGUCGGGAUGGAUUCAAAGGAGAAAAGGGGGAGUGCUUAAGAGAAAGCUUUGAGGAGUCCUGGACCCCAAACUACAAGCAGUGUUCGUGGAGCUCACUGAAUUACGGCAUAGAUCUUGGGAAGAUUGCGGAAUGUACAUUUACGAAGAUGCGCUCCAACAGUGCCCUGCGUGUUCUGUUCAGCGGUUCACUUCGGCUAAAGUGCAGAAAUGCUUGCUGUCAGCGCUGGUAUUUUACAUUUAAUGGAGCUGAAUGUUCAGGACCUCUUCCCAUUGAAGCCAUCAUCUAUCUGGAUCAAGGGAGCCCUGAAUUAAAUUCAACAAUUAAUAUUCAUCGUACUUCUUCUGUGGAAGGACUGUGUGAAGGGAUUGGUGCUGGGUUGGUAGAUGUGGCCAUCUGGGUUGGCACCUGCUCUGAUUACCCUAAAGGAGAUGCUUCUACUGGAUGGAAUUCAGUGUCUCGCAUCAUUAUUGAAGAACUACCAAAAUAAAUCCUCCGAAGCUUUCAUUUCCUACCUCUUUUAUUUUUAAAACCAAACCUUUGAAUGGUUCAUUUAAAUGACAUUUAAGGAAUCGCUUUAUGUACCCAGCUAAAUGAAAAUGCAAAGUUAAAUAUGUUUACAGACCAAAGUGUGAUUUCACACUUUUAAAUCUAGCAUUAUUCAUUUUACUUCAACCAAGAAUGGUUUCGGGAUUUUUUUUCCAUUGAUUACUUUGUUCAUGAUUCUUUUCUUGGAACCUAUAUAUUGGAGUGUCAUUGUGAUCGUUCCUAUUUCCUAUUUCCUACUGUCAACAUUUUAAAAAAUAUAAAAGUUGGCCGGGCGUUGGUGGCGCACGCCUUUAAUCCCAGCACUCGGGAGGCAGAGCCAGGUGGAUCUCUGUGAGUUCAAGGCCAGCCUGGGCUACCAAGUGAGUUCCAGGAAAAGGCGCAAAGCUACACAGAGAAACCCUGUCUCGAAAAACAAAAAACAAAAAACAAAAAUAUAUAAAAGUUAUGUCAUUGUACGAGCUGUAAAUGUUUAGAAUUGUUUUAUAUCUGUUAAAUAAAAUGUUUCAAAUAGC
Peromyscus californicus insignis is the source of this 1531-nucleotide messenger RNA. It is a transcript of the gene Cthrc1, whose product is annotated as collagen triple helix repeat containing 1. The transcript is spliced from 4 exons. The record is from RefSeq and is a predicted model, not a curated record. The coding region runs from base 124 to 960 and encodes 278 amino acids. Lineage: Eukaryota; Metazoa; Chordata; Mammalia; Rodentia; Cricetidae.